Messenger RNA from Tachysurus fulvidraco (yellow catfish), 1738 nucleotides. It is a transcript of the gene pip4k2cb, whose product is annotated as phosphatidylinositol-5-phosphate 4-kinase, type II, gamma b. The coding region runs from base 130 to 1431 and encodes 433 amino acids. Gene Ontology annotation, biological process: phosphatidylinositol metabolic process. The transcript is spliced from 11 exons. Lineage: Eukaryota; Metazoa; Chordata; Actinopteri; Siluriformes; Bagridae. The record is from RefSeq and is a predicted model, not a curated record. Gene Ontology annotation, molecular function: phosphatidylinositol kinase activity.
ACAUCUGUAACAGUAGGUCUGUUACAUCACAUCUGUUACAUCACAUCUGUUACAUCACAUCUGUUACAUCACGUCUGUUACAUCACGUCUGUUACAUCACAUCUGUUACAUCACGUCUGUGACAUCAGCAUGGCGUCCCCGAAGUCUGUCUCUCUCUCGAACCCACCACCAUCUAAACUGCGCCGCACCAAGAGCAAGAAGAAACACUUUGUUCAUCAGAAGGUGGAGGUGUUCAGGGCCAGCGAUCCUGUGAUGAGUGUCUUCAUGUGGGGCAUCAAUCACACGGUCACUGAUAUGCUUCAUGUUCCUGCACCGGUGAUGCUGCUGCCAGACGACUUUAAAGCCAACAGCAAGAUCAAAGUCAACUACCACCUGUUCAACAAAGAAAAUCUCCCCGGACACUUUAAGUUUAAAGAGUACUGCCCGCAGGUUUUCCGUAACCUCCGAGAGAGAUUUGGGAUCGAGGAUCAGGACUAUCAGAUGUCUUUAGGGCGCAGUUCCCCACUCAAGGACAACGAGGUUCAGGACGAACACCUCCUCCUCACCUCGUACGACCGAUUGUUAAUAAUCAAACAGAUUUCUAGUGAGGAAGUGGAGGACAUGCACAACAUCCUGUCUGAAUAUCACCAGCACAUUGUUAAGAGUCACGGCAUCACGCUCCUUCCUCAGUUCCUCGGCAUGUACCGUGUUACUGUCAAUAACGAGGACACGUACUUCAUCAUCAUGAGGAACGUGUUCAGUCACCGACUGACCAUCCACACUAAAUAUGACCUCAAGGGCUCUUUGGUGUCUCGUGAAGCAAGUGAUAAAGAGAAGGAGAAAGAUCUGCCCACCUUCAAGGACAUGGACUUCAGGAACAACAUGCAGCGGCUUUACAUCAGCAAUGAGGAGAAGGAGAAGCUCAUGGAGAAACUGAACCGUGACGUAGACUUUCUCGUGAGGUUAAAACUCAUGGACUACAGUCUGUUGUUGGGGAUACAUGACAUGGACAGAGGAGAGCGAGAGGAGGAUGAGGAUGAAGAUUCAGCGUGUGAGGAGGAGGAUGGGCAGGAAAACGGCAUGUCCAUGUUAGCAUCAGCAUCUCCCAGCACCUCACCCUCGGGUGGGGCCGGAUCAGUUCCCACCAGGAAGACUACCCCAGUGACAGAGUUUGAUCCGUGUGUAGAUGUUUAUGGAAUCCAAAGUGCAGCUGUUUGUGCAGCUGAUUGUGGAGGCAUACAACACAUUUCUCUGUUCUCUUCAGGAGCUCCACAAAGAGAAGUUUACUUCAUGGGGCUGAUAAACAUCCUGACUCAUUAUGACACCAAGAAAAAAGCAGCACAUGCGGCAAAGACCGUCAAGCAUGGAUCGGGAGCCGAAAUCUCUACAGUUCAUCCAGAGCAGUAUGGCAAGAGAUUCCUGGAGUUUAUCACCAACAUCUUCACUCACUGAGUUCCGUAUAAGUGCACAGGCACAGAAGGAGGGAGAGAGAGACAGAGAAGGAGAGAGAGUUUACAGCUGCAGUGUGUGACUCAGCACUACAGAGCUGGGAGUUAAACUCACAACAUUCUGCUCACUACAAAUAAACACUAAACAUUCAUUCAUUCAUUUAUUAUUCAAAAUGCUGGAAAUGAAAGUAAAACCACUGGGAAAUUCUUUUCUGUUCGCUGUUUCACCUUCUUGCACUUUGUACUUUAAUGUGAAAUUAUAUAAGAUUAUUAAAAAAAACGGUCAGAUUUAAUAUUAAACUCCUUUCAAA